Molecule: messenger RNA, 1512 nt
Organism: Lipotes vexillifer (Yangtze River dolphin)
Lineage: Eukaryota; Metazoa; Chordata; Mammalia; Artiodactyla; Lipotidae
Gene: SLC2A11
Product: solute carrier family 2 member 11
Exons: 12
Coding region: 1-1512 (503 amino acids)
Biological process (GO): dehydroascorbic acid transport
Cellular component (GO): plasma membrane
Molecular function (GO): D-glucose transmembrane transporter activity
Source: RefSeq, a predicted model, not a curated record
AUGGAGGAUGAACACGAGCCGCCGUUACAGCCUCGGACUCAGUUCCAGGGCAGGGUCCUGCUCCUGACCAUCUGUGCGGCUGGCAUUGGUGGGACUUUUCAAUUUGGCUACAACCUCUCCAUCAUCAAUGCCCCGACUUCGCACAUUCAAGAAUUCACCAAUGAGACGUGGCGGAUGCGAACUGGCCAGCCGCUGCCCGACCAUCUGGUCCCGCUCGUGUGGUCCCUCAUCGUGUCUCUGUACCCCGUGGGGGGACUUCUGGGAGCGCUGCUUGCUGGCCCCUUGGCCAUCACACUGGGGAGGAAGAAGUCCCUGAUGGUGAAUAACAUCUUCGUGGUGGCCGCAGCGACCCUGUUUGGCUUCAGCCGCAGAGCAGGCUCCUUUGAGAUGAUCAUGCUGGGACGGCUGCUCGUGGGCAUCAGUGCAGGUGUGAGCAUGAAUGUCCAGCCCAUGUACCUGGGGGAGAGCGCCCCCAAGGAGCUCCGAGGGUCUGUGGCCAUGACCUCAGCCAUCUUCACCGCCCUGGGGAUCGUGAUGGGUCAGGUGGUUGGACUCAGGGAGCUCCUGGGUGGCCGGCAGGCCUGGCCCCUGCUGCUGGCCAGCUGCCUGGUGCCUGGGGUGCUCCAGCUGGCCUCCCUGCCCCUGCUCCCCGAGAGCCCACGCUACCUCCUCAUUGACUGUGGAGACUCCGAGGCCUGUCUGGCAGCGCUGCAGCGGCUGCGGGGCCCCGCGGACGUGGCCGGGGAGCUGGCCGAGUUGGAGCGGGAGCGCGCCGCCUGCCAGGGCCGGCGCGCGCGGCGCCCGUGGGAGCUGUUCCGGGACCGCGCGCUGCGGAGGCAGGUGGCGAGCCUGGUGGUUCUGGGCGGGGCCAUGGAGCUGUGCGGGAACGACGCGGUGUACGCCUAUGCGUCGGCAGUGUUCAGCCAGGCGCGGAUUGCCCCGGAGAAGGUCCAGUACGCCGCCAUCGGGACCGGGGGCUGCGAGCUGCUGGCGGCGCUGCUCAGCUGUGUGGUGAUCGAGAGGGUGGGCCGACGGAUGCUGCUGAUGGUGGGAUACGGCCUGAUGACCUGCUGGGGGAGCGUCUUCACAGCGGCCCUGUGCCUGCAGAGCUGCCUCCCGUGGAUGCCCUACCUGGCCAUGUCCUGCGUCUUUGCCUUCAUCCUCAGCUUUGGCAUUGGCCCUGCCGGAGUGACCGGGAUCCUGGCCACAGAGCUGUUUGACCAGAUGGCCCGGCCUGCUGCCUACAUGGUCUGUGGGACGCUCAUGUGGACCAUGCUCUUCCUAGUCGGGCUGGGGUUCCCCUUCAUCCUGGAGGGCUUGUCCCACUUCCUCUAUGUUCCUUUCCUCUGUGUCUGUGUCUGUGGGGCCGUCUACACUGGCUUCUUCCUCCCUGAGACCAGAGGCAAGAGCUUCGUGGACAUCUCAGAGGAAUUGCACAGACUCAACUUCCCCGGGGUGGAGCCAGGGCCCCGCGUGGACAGGCCGGAGGUCAUCCGGUCCACAGAACUCUAG